UUGCGAGAGGCUUUGCUUUUCUUUCUCUUUUUGAGCCGAUCGGCGCGGCCCGUCGUCCUCUCCCUUCAACCCACCGAAACUUCUCCUUUGCUCCCCCAAAGCAGCUUCCCUCCCUCCCCCCAACCCCAGCGCGCCCAGCCUCCCUCGACAUGGCCGAGGAGCAGCCCCAAGUCGAGCUCUUCGUCAAGGCCGGCAGCGAUGGAGCCAAAAUCGGGAACUGCCCCUUCUCCCAGCGACUCUUCAUGGUCCUUUGGCUCAAGGGCGUGACCUUCAACGUCACCACGGUGGACACCAAGAGGAGGACCGAGACGGUGCAGAAACUAUGCCCUGGAGGUCAGCUCCCGUUCCUGAUGUACGGGACUGAGGUUCAUACAGACACUAACAAGAUUGAAGAGUUCCUUGAGGAGGUCCUUUGCCCUCCCAAGUACCCCAAGUUGGCUGCCCGUAACCCCGAGUCCAACACAGCUGGCCUUGACGUCUUUGCCAAGUUCUCUGCCUAUAUCAAGAACUCGAACCCGGGGCAGAACUCCAAUCUCGAGAAAGGUUUGCUGAAAGCGUUGAAGGUGCUGGAUGUUUAUUUGACAACGCCGCUACCGGAGGAGGUGGACGAGAAUAGUGCCGAGGACGAGGGUCAGUCCCGCCGCAAAUUCCUCGAUGGGGAUGAGCUCACGUUGGCCGACUGCAAUCUUCUGCCCAAGCUUCACAUCGUCAAGGUGGUGUGCAAGAAGUACCGCAACUUUACCAUCCCUGAGGCAUUCCAAGGCAUCCACCGCUAUCUCAAGAAUGCUUACGCCCGUGAGGAGUUUGCCAGCACCUGCCCAGACGACGAAGAGAUUGAGCUAGCUUAUGAGCUGGUUGCCAAAGCUUUGAAAUAACAAACUUCUGAGAGUUGGAAAAAGGGACGUAGGGUUUCUGUGGCAGGGAUAUUGGGGUCUCGGGUUGGGCCCGUUGAAGGGUAUUUUUAUGUAUGUACUUACGUUUGGCGGGGGGGGAGGAA
Messenger RNA from Podarcis muralis (Common wall lizard), 997 nucleotides. It is a transcript of the gene CLIC1, whose product is annotated as chloride intracellular channel 1. The record is from RefSeq and is a predicted model, not a curated record. Lineage: Eukaryota; Metazoa; Chordata; Lepidosauria; Squamata; Lacertidae.